Messenger RNA from Caenorhabditis briggsae, 471 nucleotides. It is a transcript of the gene Cbr-ttr-1, whose product is annotated as Protein CBR-TTR-1. Gene Ontology annotation, cellular component: cell surface. The transcript has 4 exons. The record is from RefSeq and is a predicted model, not a curated record. The coding region runs from base 1 to 471 and encodes 156 amino acids. Lineage: Eukaryota; Metazoa; Nematoda; Chromadorea; Rhabditida; Rhabditidae.
AUGUUCAUUCUGUUCCUCCUACUCACAAUAACCAUAUCAACUUCCGACGGUGGUAAACUGGGUCGUCUACAAUCAGUGGCUGUGAGUGGGCAAUUAAAAUGUGAGGGCAAACCAGCAGCAGGGCUGAGAGUCGACUUGAUGGAGUCAGACAAUAACGUCGAAGAGAGCGGAAUUAUUGAUGAUGAUGAUUUUAUUAAUUAUUUUAUAACCGAUGAAUCUGGAAACUUUAAUGUCAGUGGUUCGGAAGUUGAGAUUUCUGGAAUCGAGCCAUAUGUGAAUAUUUUCCACAAAUGUGAUGAUGGACUGUCGCCAUGCCAACGUGUUCUCCGCAUCAAUAUCCCAAAAUCAGCAACUGUUUGGGGAGAAACUUCAUCCGAACUUUUCUCAAUUGGAACAUUCGAAUUAGCUGGGAAAGUGGUUGGAGAGCGAAGAAGUUGUGCUUACCGAAACCUGACAACCGAUUCAUUUUAA